AUGUCUGAAGCUACCGUUUCUUCUAUUAAACCCUCGAACGCAUUGCCUUUCAUACCUUCAUACUUACGAAAUACACCGCUGGACACAUAUAAUAAAACUGCUAAGGAUCCAAUAUUUUUACCAACUCGGUGGAAUGCUGAUGAUUCCUCUGAUUAUAUUAAAGUCAUGGACAAUGGAUUGGGACUUCGAUGCAUUGGUCCGGGUAGAAAUAACUCAGAUGCAGCCGCUAUAAGGACGGAUUUUCCUAUUCCUCGUAAAGUUGGUUUCUUUUAUUAUGAAUUGGACAUAUUAAAUAAGGGAGAAAAAGGGUAG
This is a messenger RNA of Acaulospora morrowiae, 312 nucleotides long. NCBI's taxonomy places the organism in Eukaryota, Fungi, Glomeromycota, Glomeromycetes, Diversisporales, Acaulosporaceae. The record is from the annotation of a GenBank genome assembly.